Messenger RNA from Aspergillus calidoustus, 840 nucleotides. Lineage: Eukaryota; Fungi; Ascomycota; Eurotiomycetes; Eurotiales; Aspergillaceae. The record is from the annotation of a GenBank genome assembly.
AUGCCGUCUCAGCAGGUCUAUAUCGACCAUCUCCUCCUGCAAUUCAGCCAAGAGCAGUUUGAGGCGCUCCCCCAAUGGAUUUCAGGCAAUUUUACCGUGAUUGACGGUGGCGUCCAUACAGGCGGACUAAGUCGCAACAAGCUGAUAAUUUUCCGCGACGGGACUUACCUCGAGCUCUACAACUGGAUCAUAAAGCCUGAAGACUGGAGGGAGCGACUACCCGGAGACUUCGCACUGACAACGCUCGACUCAAUAACAGCCGAGGCCAGCCAGGAACGCAUCGCAAACGCACUUGCAAGUAUCCCCGGAGAUGGCGGGGUUGGAGUGACGUACUCUCCACCACGGGAGGGCGGUCGCAAAAACGCCGAGGGGUUCGAUGUGCGCUGGAAGAUUGUGAAGCCAGGGUAUACCAAGGCGGACGCGACGCCCGGGGACGAAUUCUAUCCGCGAGGGCGCACAGAUGCGCCGUUUUUCUGCCAUGAUAUAACCCCGCGUACCCGUCGAGUCACGUACGACAUGACUUCUGUGACGCAGCAUCCGUCAGGAGCGACGGGGAUUGAGCUCAUAGAAGUUCUGGUUCCGAAAGGGGCAUUGAGUCGGUAUACCGAUAUAUACGCGUCCAUUGUCGGGGCUACCCCAGAAGAGAGCGAUGGAGCGGUUGAGUUUCGACUCAGCGCGCCGGGAGUUCAUGGUUUUUCAGGAUAUAUUCGCGUGCGAGAUGCACAAACGGUAGAAGACGAACAGUUUCUGCGAGAGAAAGGGAUCGGAAUUAGUUCUCUCGAGCUUAGGUCGGAGACCGGGCAGCCGAUUAGUUUUUCUAUAGCCGAGUUCCUUCAGUAG